UAACACUACCAUUUACAGUUGAUGACACCCCGCGGUCAGUGCAAUGUGGAGUGUCCGUCUACACUUUGCCGUGCUGUUCGUGUGGGCGAGUAUCACCUUGUGCUAUGGAGCGACGGAUCCAGGAAGAUCUGGGAGACGAGGCAGCAGCUUAUCGUCCAUACAACACUUCAUAUAUCCGAGGACAGGCCGGCUCUUCCACGCGGACUAUGUGAGAGACAACGAGAUCUUCAGGUCAUUGGAAAGGACCAACUUCAUGAGAAGAGGACCUUUUGCAGAAAGACAGGGAAAGGUUUAUGAUGGUAAAGUAGAGAAAAAGAAACAUGUGUAUGUUCGGGGUGGAAGAAUACCUGUGGAAACCGAGAAAAGUGAUUUACUAAAGGAUACAAGCAGAUCGAACGCUGUGUUAUUCAAAGUGAGCAAAAUUGUAGUAAAAGAUCCGGUGCUUGCUGGAGAAAGGAUCAAAAGAAGUGCAGAUUUAGAUGACAGGGAUAUGAUUCAAAAUUCAUCUGCGGUUGGUCAAAAAUCCCCUCCUAUGUAUUUAAAUAAUCUGGGACAGACAAAUGGAAGUUCAACAGAUAACAAAGGCAGUGGACACAGUGAAGGCGGAAUUCCGAUCAUUACAGAAAAUAAAGUUGACUGUGACAACAAUUCAACAUCAAAGAACAACGAUACCGACAAAACCUUGUUCGUACACGACUCCGCAGGAAGGACACCAGAAGUUGGGGAAGGCAGUCUCAUGAAAAAGACCGUAGUGGACGACAGCCUAAAGCUCUACCCUGUGUACCGAGGAGUCAAAUACUACUACCCUCAGACUCAACGUCGACUGGUGUACUCUCCUCAGCUGACGGUCAGCAUGGACGUGCCCGUGGUGACGGAGGCGGAGGACGAGGGAAACACCACCUCAGGGCUGCAAGAGGAGGGUCGUAGUCGUCGGCCUUUUAAGAAGCUGGCGUUUCCCCUACUUCUGGCGCUGAAGCUCAAGACAGCCAUCAUGGUGCCUCUGGUCCUGGGCUUCAUAGGCCUCAUCUCCUUCAAGGGUCUGUGGUCCGGACUGACGGCGCUCGCCAUCGCAGCGGCGUUGGGUCUGAAGGCUCUGGUGACCGGGGGCGGUGCCCGGGUACUGGUACACUCACUGCCGCCCCCACCGCCUCCAGCACACGUGCACCAUCUCCCACCCCCGGCCGUGGAGUAUGCCGAGUAUUGGAGUCGCCGCAACGACGACCACAACACAUACUCCGCCUACUCCGACUAUAGACCUUCGACAUGGCCUUGAUUGCAUUUUAUUAUUAUCUAUUUAUUUAU
Messenger RNA from Macrosteles quadrilineatus (aster leafhopper), 1302 nucleotides. RefSeq lists its product as uncharacterized. The transcript is spliced from 3 exons. The record is from RefSeq and is a predicted model, not a curated record. NCBI's taxonomy places the organism in Eukaryota, Metazoa, Arthropoda, Insecta, Hemiptera, Cicadellidae. The coding region runs from base 44 to 1273 and encodes 409 amino acids.